AUUGGGACUGGUAAAUGUGAUCCAACUACCCAGGCGGCUGCUUCCUAUGCAAAGUUUUAUACCCAAGAAAAGAAUCAAAAAUUGCUCAAAGUGUGUAAUUUGCCAUGCUUCAUUAUAGGCUUAGCUGGACCUUGGAUUUGUAUAUUAGGAGCUGUUUAUGUUGAGAAACCACUUGUUGAACCUCUAACAAGCUUUGAACCUCUCAUCUUUACUAAUGAUCGAAUUCAUUUGAAUAAAAUUGCGCGACUCUUUAAAGCCUUGAGUUUGGGAUGUGAAAGACUGAAGAAAUAUUAUAACGCACUGCCAUCUUUCGUAUUGAAUACUGUAGAUCAUCAACGGUUUUUUCCUUUCAUUCGCAAAUUCCAUGAAAUUAACUUCGAUUACAAAGAAAAACUUUUUGAUAAUCCACACAAGCUUCUUUGGAAGGCUGAAACACAAGGUGAAGAUCGUCUCACAAUUGUUAUUAAGUUUACACAUAGUUACAACAAGAAAGCACACGAAUUGUGUCAUAGUAUUGGAAAAGCACCAAGACUGCUAUGUGUAUCAUCGGCUCACACGAUGCAUAUGAUAAUUAUGGAAUAUGUUGAUGGCCAAAAACUAUGUGAUUGUUGUGAUUUGAAAGGCUCUGAAUAUAAAAGAAUUAUCAAAGACAUUGAAGAAGCUGUAGAUCUUCUACACAAGAAUGGUAUUGUUUUUGCUGAUCUUCGUGAUUCUAACAUCUUGGUUAUCAAAAAUGAAGAUGAGUACCAUGGAAUGUUGGUAGAUUUUGACUGGGCUGGUGAGGAUAAUAAGGAUCUCUAUCCAGCUUUUAUGAAUGCAGAUAUUAACUGGCCAACUGGAGCUGAAGAUAAUAAGGUAUUAAAGAAGGAACACGAUAUAUAUUGGUUAGAUGUGUUGAAA
Molecule: messenger RNA, 900 nt
Organism: Rhizophagus irregularis DAOM 181602=DAOM 197198
Lineage: Eukaryota; Fungi; Glomeromycota; Glomeromycetes; Glomerales; Glomeraceae
Biological process (GO): protein phosphorylation
Molecular function (GO): ATP binding; protein kinase activity
Source: RefSeq, a predicted model, not a curated record